UGGGAAACAGUAUACAGUAGUAGGGAAUGAUCACAAGUUUAUACCAGUAUUAGUAAUCUUCGAAAUCUUUAAUUAACCUAACAUGACGCAAUAGGAGCACACCAAUAAGUAAAAUCAAAAAAAUUUAGAGCUCCAGAAGUAUGUGCACCAAGAUGGCGCACAACCAGAACACAGUAUGUGUACCAGGUUAAGGUGCGUCAUGUUAGGUUAUUUAAAAAUGUUGAGGAUUACUGAUAUAAACUCGUGAUCAUUCCGUACUACUGUAUACUGUUUCCCAUCAAAAUUUCACAGACGCUAAUAAGUAAUGUAAAAAAAAGAUUUUUCUCUCUCUUCUGUGCUGUUUCCCUCUCUCUACUGCGCUGUUUCCCUCUCUUCCGUGCUGUUUCGCGCUAUAUUCAGCAAGUAGUAAGACCCGUUUUUACUUAAAAUUAGCAGAUAUAACAUUUGGCUACAAAGAAGCUUCAUUAUAUUUAAAGGAAGUCUCCCUGAUUACCACAUCGUUAUUAAACAAAUAUGAACAGCGAUCAGUUCAAUAUUGAAAAAACAGAAAAUCGCCUAAUUGCUGAAUUGUAUUAAUUAAAACUUGAAAAAUACAGAAAUUGCAUUAUAAAUUAUGAAUCUAGUAUAUAUUAAAAUAAUAUCUGAUAGGUUUAAAUUUUUCUUCACAUAUUUUAAUUUACUGUAAUAAAAAUUGAUAAGCUGUAUUCCGACAUGAUAUCAACACUCAUUAUCAGAUUAUCAAUGGAAUGGAUAAACAUAUGAAAACCAAUAUACUUUAUGAUUGCUCGUUUUCUUAUGUAUAUUUGGUUAUAUUCUAUUAUCAAAAAAAUGUGAUUUCAUAAUUUGUAUUUUAUACAGGGGACAAGAAACACAUGAGUAAUCCCAUAAACUUUAAAUGCAUUAUGACAAGAUGUAGUGAUUAGUUUUAAAUCGAGCAUUGAGGCAGAGUAAUGUGGACUAUGCUCAAUAUUGAAUGUGUCCAUAACAAGCGUAAUUGCUUAGGAGCUCUCUUUGUAUUCCUGUUUUUCCAAGGUAUUUCAUCAUGCUCCUCAGCUAAGCCAUGGCUUUCAUGUGGAAUCAAUGGCAGUGAUGAACAUGGUCAAUUCCUUCAACAUCACGAAAACUUUACAAUAAUAUGUAAAUUACAGGAUCUCAAUACUUCAGAAUUGUGGACUGUUAGUUAUUUGAAAACUACCAUAGUCAAUUCUACAUUUCGAAAGAUAUAUAAUUGGGGAGGAGAAUCAUCCAAUUCAACCAUAUACCAAUUACCUAUUUCGUUCAAAGAUUUAUUUCAUGAAUAUGAUGAUAAAAUAUUGCCAAUUACUUACUCUUAUUCGAACUUGAAAUGGAAUGUUAUUACAGUAUUUCAUAGUCCGGUUUUGGAGAAUCAUCUUUGGAAUCACUUCACAGUAUCAUAUCUUGAAACAGACAGCAUGUUUCGUUUUUCCUGGGGAACACCAUUAAAGAGUAAUAGCAUAACAAUAACUGGACCGCAAAUAGUGUUUGCUACAUUGCCGUGCCAACCUGGUUCUGGUCUUGUGAUUAUUUCAUCAUCAUCAAAUAUAUUUGUUGCUGUGUCAUGGAACAAUUUCAAAGAUGAAAACAACAUUCUGUGGUAUGACGCAACUUGUCACAUGCAAGGAAUUGGAGGGUAUUGUGCAAAAUUUAUGAAGAUCUACGAUGCUGUAUUUGCAUUCAACAGAUUGUACCUUGUCUCCUCUGGGGGUAUUUUCUCUAGUUCAUUAUUAGAUUCAGAGUGUGUUAUUCAACCUAAUGGCAAAUGCAUGACAGCUUUUGAAAAAUCAAAUUUACCUGAGUUGUCUGAUAUUGAUGUCUUAUGGGAAAAAACCAAAUUGAUAUAUUCACCGGUCUGUGCACAUCUGGACCCUUUAUCAAUACCUGGUGAUGGAAUUGUCUUGAGCAUCAUGCUUAAGAGUGAACAGACAAGUAUGCUCAUGAAGCUGGUGAAGCCAUUCAAGACUUGGGAACUUGUUGAAAAAAGCUUCUUGCUUAAUAGUAUGAAGCUUGGAGCUAUACAUUUUAAUAUUCAUACUCAGAUGAUUGUCACUGGUCAAUACCGUGUGACAGACAAUGUGUCAUCAUCAUAUUCUGUCACCUACCCAAUUUCUGAUAUUGAGAAAAACAAAAUAAGACCUUUAAUAUUUUCACUCGGGAAUUUUAUUCCUUAUCAAAUAAUAUCCUUGUCAAAUCAUUUCAUCUAUAUGGUAGGAAAAUUCGCACUUUUGUAUUCUGUUGAUGGAGGUAUAACUUAUUUGAAAUUGAAAGAUCUGAAAAGGGAUGAACUUCUGGUACAAGCUGUUAAGCAUGAAUGGUUGAAAUCUAUUGCUUUUCUAUUUAACUCUGGUAGAAUUUUGGUAACUCAAGUUGGAUUUACAGAUGUCCAUGAAUUGCAAUCAAAUAUGCAUGGAAUUACCAAACUAAUUUUCAAUAACAAUGGUGUACUUUUUGCUUUAAAAAUAUUUACAGAAAAUAUUGGUAAUCUUCCGGUUUUGAGCAUUCAAGAGAUACAAAUCAGGAAUAAGAAGCAAUGCACAUCUUCUUUAAUUUUGAGCGGGAAAAAUCUACUGAAGUCUGUUGUUUUUCUCGAUGUAGGAGCAAAAUUUCAUAUUGAAAUGAAUGCGGUUCAUGAACCUAAUUUAUAUUCCAAUUCUACAAGAUUUCCCACUUUAGAAACAGUGAUAACAAAUCCCCAGAUUCUCCAUAGCAAAAUUGAAAUACGAAACCUGACAUUAUUCAACCAACAAGUAUCAGUAACAGUUCAAAAUGUUAUGCACAGUGAAGGUAUAAGUGCAGUGACAAUAUUUUUGCGUGAUACAGAUUCUGCUUGCCGUCUCAUGUCACAUACCAUUCAUAUCAUAAGCACAUGUCCUUUGCAGAAGCAAGUUGUUUUUGAUUACUCAUCGUUUGUACCCUAUGAAAGUUUAUUAUCCAUUGAUGAUUAUGUUAACUUAUCAAAACCAUUUGAAGAUACCAGAGUUCUUGAUAAAAAUUAUCGACCACCAUCAGCAAUUGGCAUUUCGAUUCCUCUUUCAAAAAAUAUAUAUAAUUUUGAUCCUUCUUAUGUAGAAAAUACACGUUUAUUGAACUAUGAAUUUGCCGGUAAACAUAUGAUAUCAGAAUAUUGCAAAGGUGAAUGGUCCAACAAUGGAUGUCUAUGCAACUCUGCUAUGAAAUUUUCAUCAUUGCAAGAAUAUGCAAAUUGCAGAGAGAGAGUUUAUAAAGUGAAAUAUGAUACAGAAUAUCAUCUCCAUAUAAAACUUGAAAAUGAUAUAGAUGAAGUGAAGGAAGUUUUCUCUCCAUCUGAAUACCUAGUUUACUUGGAAGAAAUUAAUGGCCGCACAAGUGAUGUUUUCUAUGUUACAGAUGGCGGAAACCGAUUAUGCAUGGGACCCGAAUCGAAUCCUAUUUGCUAUCAACAAUCUAAUCACUCAGACAAGAGUUUUUAUGAUACAGUUUCUGAAUUUGCAUCACAUGGUACUAACAAUCAACUUUUCAACUCAACUACUUUAACUAUAAAGUUUCUGGGAACAGGGUUGUUUCAUUUUAGAAUUGUUUUAGCCAAUGGUUUCUCAUAUUGCAAAUUAAAAGAUGAAUUCCAGGUAUAUGUUACAAAUCCUCCUUUGCCUUUUCCAGUUGGCACUAUCAUCAGGCUUACGGUAUCAGUGAUGAUGGGUGGAGCACUUGUUGCUAUAUAUGUACAUUCUAUACGACAUUGCCAAGCCGCAAGAUCAGAAACUGCUUCCAAAGAAGAUUCAGAAAAUAAAGUAAUAUCUGGCUUCAGAAGAACUAAUGCUUCUAUUGUGACAGAAGAUGAUGUGAUCAACUUACGUAACAAAUUCCGAGCAAGUUUUCAAACUAAAUGAAAUCUGAUAUAGUCUAUCGAACUUGUAAAAAUUUUGUGUUAUUUUAAGCCAAAUACUAUUUUGUUAUCCAAAAGUCAUAUUUAGUUAUAUAUUUUUCAUUUUCAGA
Molecule: messenger RNA, 3990 nt
Organism: Styela clava
Lineage: Eukaryota; Metazoa; Chordata; Ascidiacea; Stolidobranchia; Styelidae
Cellular component (GO): CatSper complex; cilium
Source: RefSeq, a predicted model, not a curated record